This is a messenger RNA of Penicillium brevicompactum, 1617 nucleotides long. RefSeq lists its product as uncharacterized. The record is from RefSeq and is a predicted model, not a curated record. The transcript has a single exon. Lineage: Eukaryota; Fungi; Ascomycota; Eurotiomycetes; Eurotiales; Aspergillaceae. The coding region runs from base 1 to 1617 and encodes 538 amino acids.
AUGUCUAACCUGCCCAGCAGAACAGACAUCCUAGUCAUAGGCAGCGGCAACGCAGGCCUCAGCGCUGCCCUCGCAGCCGCCCAGACCAACCCCCAUCUCCAAGUCAUUCUCAUCGACAAGUGCCCCGAGUCCUGGGCAGGAGGCAACACCUACUUCACAGCAGGCGCAUUUCGCACAACCCACGAUGGCCUUGCAGACCUUCUCCCAAUCGUCAACAACACACCUCCAGAGCAAGCAUCCCGCAUCGACAUGGAACCCUACACAGCCGAAGACUUCCAAUCCGACCUCAACCGCAUGACAGACAACCGCACCGACCCAGCCCUAUCAAAAGCCCUAGUCGAAGACUCCCGCUCAACAAUCGACUGGCUAGCAUCUAACGGCAUCCGCUUCCAACUCUCCUUCAACCGCCAAGCUUACGAAGUAAACAACAGAAUCAAAUUCUGGGGCGGCCUCGCCCUCAAAACCCAAGACGGCGGCAAAGGUCUCGUGGAAGAUGAAUUACGCGCUGUCCGCAACGCAGGCGUGUCCAUCUUCUUUAAUACAGAAGCCACGAGACUCUGCAGAGGUGGUUCGGGCGGCCAACUCAUAGCGGUAGAAUACAUCGGCGGAACGCCGCGUCACAGAUCAGUCAUCUCUGUUCACGCGGCGAUUCUAGCAGCUGGUGGCUUUGAGGCUAAUCCCCAGAUGCGCGCUCAGUAUCUUGGUCCAGGGUGGGAUUGUGCGAGGGUGCGCGGCACGCCGUUCAAUACAGGCGAUUUGCUGAAGAUCGCUCAGCAGCAUGUCUUUGCGCGUACUGCGGGCGAUUGGGGUGGAUGUCACAGUGUUGCGUGGGAUGCGGAUGCGCCUUCUGAGAGUGGAGAUCGGGAUGUUUCGAAUCAAUACACUAAGAGUGGAUAUCCGUUGGGGAUCAUGGUCAAUGUCAAUGGGGAGCGGUUUGUGGAUGAGGGCUUUGACAUGCGAAACUACACCUACGCGAUGGUUGGGCGGCGUGUGCUUGCGCAGCCUGAGCAGGUUGCGUUCCAGGUUUGGGACAGCAAGACUAUUGGCUGGCUGCGCGAAGAAGAAUACCGAGGAGAGAUCGUUAAGCGGAUUCAGGGUGAUUCGAUUGAGGAGCUUGCCGAGAAGUGUGGGUUGGCUGGGAUGGUCGAUCCAGGGAAAUUCCUGAAGACUGUGAGGGAGUAUAACGCUUCCGUUGAAGGGAAUGAAGUGGAGCAGUGGGAUCCUGCUGUCAAGGAUGGGCUUGGAACUAAGGGCUUGGCUCUUUCGAAGUCGAAUUGGGCUUUGCCAAUUGACAAGCCACCUUUUCUGGCCGUCAAGGUUACAGCGGGCAUUACUUUCACCUUUGGUGGAUUGGCUGUGAACCCGGAGACUGCGGCUGUUAUUUCGGAGCAGACGAAGAAAGAUGUCCCUGGAUUGUACUGUGCGGGUGAGAUGCUUGGGGGCAUCUUCUAUGGCAAUUAUCCCGGUGGAAGUGGAUUGACGUCUGGUGCGGUCUUUGGACGUCGUGCUGGUCGUGCAGCCGGGGAGCGAGUUGUGCAUCUGAUAAGGAACCAGCGUUUACCUCAUGAGCAUACUGAGUGGUUUAUUAACGACCCACAAUUCAACAGACAACUUUGA